This is a messenger RNA of Daphnia carinata, 516 nucleotides long. RefSeq lists its product as uncharacterized. The record is from RefSeq and is a predicted model, not a curated record. The coding region runs from base 50 to 499 and encodes 149 amino acids. Lineage: Eukaryota; Metazoa; Arthropoda; Branchiopoda; Diplostraca; Daphniidae. The transcript has 4 exons.
AUGGUUACUGAUAACCUGCCUCGCCUGAUAUUACUUUUUGUUUUCAAUUAUGGAGCUCAAGUGGUUGUUUGAACCUCUGCUUCUCGUUUCAGUAGAUUUUCUUCUGGGCUCGAUCAGCUUCUGUUGUCAGAUCGCCUUUUUCUCAACGUAUUUAAUUGCGACAAAUUACGAUUUAGCCGGGACUGGAAUAUGGGCUGGGAUCAUUUUUAUAGCUACAGCUGCUGUUACAUGGAAAAUGGAUGGGAAAAUAAAUAAAUUCGUUCUUGGAAUUGGCCCUUGUCUAUCCUUCGCAUGCGGAGUUAUUUUGUUCAGUCUAAACGUUGCGUCACUAAGUCAGCUUACGAAGAUGUGUCCACUUGCAGCUCCAAUUGGAAACGCUAAGUAUCACUGCUCAGCUGAAAUAGGACUGGACGUUGUACUAAUGUUAUGCGGUUUAUUUGCCAUACCCGUUAAUGCUAUCCUGAUUCUUUUUUUAUUGAAUCUGGUCAAAUCAAAUUAAACACAUUUGAAACACUG